Ochotona curzoniae (black-lipped pika) is the source of this 8563-nucleotide messenger RNA. RefSeq names its product PDZ domain containing 2 (gene PDZD2). NCBI's taxonomy places the organism in Eukaryota, Metazoa, Chordata, Mammalia, Lagomorpha, Ochotonidae. Gene Ontology annotation, molecular function: protein binding. The coding region runs from base 1 to 8106 and encodes 2701 amino acids. The transcript is spliced from 24 exons. The record is from RefSeq and is a predicted model, not a curated record.
AUGCCCAUCACCCAGGACAAUGCCGUGCUCCACCUGCCCCUCCUCUGCCAGUGGCUGCAGAACAGCCUCCGGGAGGGUGGGGACGGGCCGGAGCAGCGGCUCUGCCAGGCGGCCAUCCAGAAGCUACAGGAGUACAUCCAGCUGAACUUCGCGGUGGAUGAGAGUACGCUCCCGCCCGACCGCAGCCCCCCUGCCAUGGAGAUCUGCACUGUGUACCUCACCAAGGAGCUGGGGGACACAGAGACCGUGGGCCUGAGUUUUGGUAACAUCCCUGUUUUCGGGGACUAUGGAGAGAAGCGCAGAGGCGGCAAGAAGAGAAAGCCGCACCAGGGUCCCGUGCUGGACGUGGGCUGCAUCUGGGUGACGGAGCUGAGGAAGAACAGCCCAGCGGGCAAGAGCGGCAAGGUGCGCCUGCGGGACGAGAUCCUCUCCCUGAACGGGCAGCUGAUGGUCGGGGUCGACGUGGGUGGAGCCAGUUACCUGGCUGAGCAGUGCUGGAAUGGCGGCUUCAUCUACCUGAUCAUGCUGCGGCGCUUCAAGCACAAAGCCCACCCUACUUACAAUGGCGCCAGUAGCAACAGCUCUGAACCGGGAGACACACCUACCUUGGAACUGGGUGACCGAACAGCAAAAAAGGGAAAAAGAACAAGAAAGUUUGGGGUGAUUUCUAGGCCGCCCACCAGCAAGACCCCUGAAGAAUCCAAGAGCGGUGUUGGCUGUGAGUCCACCAAUAACCCUAGCUCGGAGAUAGAGAAUGGCCCGGACCCUGCACUUGGAAAUGGUCAUGCCUUUGAGCUAGAAAAUGGGCCAGACUCUCUCAAGGAGGUGGCUGGACCCCAUCUAGAGAGGUCAGAAGUGGACAGAGGGACAGAGAAUAGAAUUCCUCUGGCCCCGGGCAAUGACAAACGGCGUUUCUCUAAAGCUGGGAAGACAGACUGCCAAUCGAAUGACUGCCUGGCACGGGAGGAAGUUGGCCGGAUAUGGAAGAUGGAGCUGCUCAAAGACUCCGACGGGCUGGGAAUUCAGGUUAGUGGAGGCCGAGGAUCAAAGCGCUCACCUCACGCUAUCGUUGUCACCCAAGUGAAGGAAGGAGGUGCCGCUCACAGGGAUGGCAGACUGUCCUUAGGAGAUGAGCUGCUGGUGAUCAAUGGUCACCUCCUGAUUGGGCUGUCCCACGAGGAAGCCGUGGCCAUUCUGCGCUCGGCCACCGGAAAGGUGCAGCUGGUGGUGGCCAGCAAGGAGAACUCUGCAGAGGAGCUCCUCAGGCUGACAUCCAAGAGCCUGCCUGAUCUAACCAGCUCGGUAGAGGACGUAUCUUCUUGGACUGACAAUGAAGAGCAAGAACCUGAUGGGGAAGAGGAUGAAGGAGCCAGAUCAUCUUCCAUUCAGGCAGCAAUGCCUGGAACAGAGGAGGCCCAAGACCCAUGCGGCCCGGAGGGCUCCAAGAGCAACUCGGAAAGCCCCAAGCAGGGUGGUGGUAAGACAAAACCCAAGAGCCGCCUCUCAGGAGGCGUACACCGCCUAGAGUCAGUGGAAGAAUAUAAUGAACUGAUGCUGCGGACCGGGGACCCCCGGGCCAGGAUGCUGGAGGUGUCCCGAGAUGGCCGGAAGCACUCCCUCCCCCAGCUGCUUGACUCCUCCAGUGCAUCACAGGAAUACCACAUCGUGAAGAAGUCUACUCGUUCCUUAAGCACCACUCAAGUGGAGUCCCCUUGGCGGCUCAUUCGGCCAUCCGUUAUCUCCAUCAUUGGGCUGUACAAACAGAAGGGCAAGGGCCUCGGCUUCAGCAUUGCUGGCGGUCGUGACUGCAUUCGAGGACAGAUGGGGAUUUUUGUCAAGACAAUUUUCCCUAAUGGAUCAGCUGCAGAGGAUGGAAGACUCAAAGAAGGGGAUGAAAUCCUAGAUGUAAAUGGGAUUCCCAUCAAGGGCUUGACCUUCCAAGAAGCCAUUCAUACCUUUAAGCAAAUCCGGAGUGGCUUAUUUGUCCUAACGGUGCGUACCAAGUUGCUGAGUCCCAGCCUCACGCCCUGCUCGACACCCACACACAUGAGCAGGUCCAGCUCUCCCAGCUUCAACAGCAGCAUAGGCGCCGUGGUGGGAGGCCCCGAGGACAGCAGCUCUUGCUCUGUGGGGCGCAAGGUCCCUGGCCCCAAGGACAGGAUCGUCAUGGAAGUGACCCUCCACAAAGAGCCACGCGUUGGACUUGGCAUUGGUGCCUGCUGCUUGGCGCUGGAAAACAGUCCUCCCGGCAUCUACAUCCACAGCCUCGCACCCGGAUCCGUGGCCAAGAUGGAGAGCAACCUGAGCCGUGGAGAUCAGAUCCUAGAAGUGAACUCGGUCAACGUGCGCCAUGCUGCUCUAAGCAAAGUACACUCCAUCUUGAGCAAAUGCCCCCCGGGCCCUGUCCGCCUUGUCAUCGGCCGGCACCCGAAUCCAAAGGUUUCUGAGCAGGAAAUGGAUGAAGUGAUAGCACGCAGCACUUACCAGGAGAGCAAAGAGGCCAGUUCAUCUCCUGGCUUAGGUACACCCUUGAAGAGUCCCUCUCUUGCCAAGAAGGAUGCCUUGCUGGCCGAGUCUGAGCUGUCUCAGUACUUCACCCACGAGACUCCAGGCCCACUGGCUGACUUCAUGGUGACUGGCUCAGAGGACAAGGAUCACUCCGGAAGUGGCUGCAGCACCGCCGAGGACAGCAGCCUAACCCCUGGCACCCCCACUCACAGGGAGCCAGGGAAAGCGAGGGCCAACAGCCUCGUGGCUCUCGGCAGCCAGCGGGUCUCUGGGCUCUUCCACAAGCAGGUGACAAUCGCCAGGCAAGCCAGCCUGCCCGGGAGCCCUCAGGACCUGCGGAGCCCUCUGCUGCGCCAGAGGCGACUGGGCUGCUACGACACCAGUGACGAGGAGUGCAACGGGGAAGGCGACUGCGUCUCCCUCCCCGGGGCCCUGCUAGGGGCCAGUAGGCCCCUGUCGGAAAGCCACUCCAGGCACGUCCUGACGACUUCAUCCAAGUCCCAGGAUGUCGCCAGGCAAGAGAAACAGCCCCAGAAAACGCUGGUGAGCAAGGCCUCCUCGGUGCCUCUCCUUGGCAGGUCCAUGGACUCGGAAGAGAACAUCCCUGGAGGUGCAGUGGCCACUCCUUUCCUCGCAGCCAGCCUGCUGGGACCGGAAGAGGCCGCCAAGGGUGGCCCCAGAGACUUGGGGAAGAAGGAGCUGUCUGAAUCGAGUUUGCCCAAGUUGGAGUACAAGGUCUGCGAAGGUGCACAAAGUCGGAUGAGCGCGGAGAGCCCCAUCUCCUCACAGCAGAAGAGCAAAAACCUGGGAUUCAGGCACAAACCAGUAGCCAGGGUGAGUCCGCACUGCAAGAAACCCAAAGCUGAGACCAGGUCCGGGGGCUCGGAGACCAUGACCGCGACUGACAGAGCAGAUGAACCAUGCAAUCCAGACUUCCACGCCUGGGCCACUGCCGUCAAAGUGACCGUCCCUGAUCUUCAGCCAAGUGCACCUGCCGGGAAGGAACCUUUGGGACAGCUGACCCUCAAGGAUGGACAUAUCCCCACCGCCUGUGAGCCAGCUAGUGCCCCAUCCCUCCUGGACCCUGGCCACCCCCCAGAGCACCUGCCCAGAGCCGCACCAGAGCCAGGGCCCUGGCCCGUGACAGGACCUGAGCAGUCACCAGACCUCACCCCUGUCCCCAGGGAGGCCUCUGUAGCCACGGAGCAAGUCAGCCAGCCUGUCUUGCCCGGGAGCUCUGAGCCCGGGUCCUCGGGCAGAGCUGCAGCAAGACUCACCCUGGAGCGUGCCGUGACCCUGGGAGACACGGCAACAGCUCUCCCUGACGCCAGCAAAACUGCAGCUGCUCCAGGAACCAUGGGAGCUGCCUUGCCCCCCAGCGCCGGAGACAGGCUGUCCCCAGACCUGGUGACACCACCAGGUAACCACAGCAAGACGACGCUGGGAGCCACAGAAUGGCAGGCCCCAGAAGGCUCCCAGGAGGCCGCCAGGCUCCAAGACACAGACUCACUGUCCAUGAGGAUAUGCCAGGCCAGCCCGUGCCUGCCACCACUGCCCCCCAAUACGGCCAAAGACCCUGAAGUGUUGGAGAGCAGAGAGAGCCUCAUGACGGAUAUUGACAGAUCCAAAGCACCGUCACAUUCCUCUCGGACAGGGGAGCCUCAGGGCCUCCAGCCAGCAGGAGCCAGUGCCCAGCACAGCUCUGAGCCGUGCCCCCGGAGGGCCUGGGCUCCCGGGCCAGCCCCUUCCCCGCAGGGAGCUCCCCAGCCCUCGGUCCUGGAUGCCAUCAACCCUGACAAGCAUUUUACUGUGAACAAGAGCUUCUUGAGCAACUACUCGAGAAACUUGAGCAGUUUCCAUGACGAUAGCCUCUCCCUGUCAGGCCUGGGUGACAGCACAGAGCCAUCUCUGUCCUCCAUGUAUGGGGAUGCUGAAGAUUCUUCCUCCGACCCCGAGUCGCUCCCCGAGGCCCCACGGGUGGCUAGUGAGGACAGCUGGCCACCACCUCCUUCUCCUCCUUCUCCUCCUUGGCCUCUUCACCAGGAAGAAGCUGAGGAGUCUGAAGAAGAACAAAUUGAAAUCUGUUCUGCCAGUGGUGCCCUCACAGCACCUACCUCUGCAGCCACACCCUGCCCCACUGUGGCCCGAGUUCUGCCCCUGCAGCCCAGCGUUCUGAGCACGUUGCUGGAAAGCCCACGGGGGAGAGGUUCGCACCCACAAGGUCCCAGCUCUUCCCGGCCCAGUCCCCUCACGGGCGUGAACUCACAGUCACCCAGAGGUGUCACAGAUGUAAACACUGCACAUGGAUCUCCAGAAGUCAGCAGCACAAGCUCGGCCGUGGUGCACGGGCAUCUGUGCGACCUCCCCGUCAAGCCCAGUCCCACCAACGUGAAUGGUCUGGAACGUGACCUGCCAGGUGACGGGACCCCAGACAGAUCAGAACCAAAUGUUGGUGGGCCUGAACCUGCCCCUACGGGUGUGGCCAUGCCUGAGCAGGGAAGCUCCACCUCUGCAAACAGACAUGGACCCGACCUGGCUGGUGACUUCCUGCAGAGAACCAAGCUGACCUGCAGGAAGCCCAUCGUGGCCUGGCUGAAAGACAUCAAUCACAACUACCAAGGUAUGCACUUACAGAGCAAGAUCAACCAGGAGCCAGCCAGAAGCCCCGAGGCCAAAACUCCAAGUUUCAACCACAGAAAGGGGGCUGCGGUGCCUCCCAGCCCUCCUCCGCCAAAAGCAAACCCGGACAGUAAAGAGCCUUCUAGAAGAGGCUCGGUGGAGAUGCUCUUGAACACCUGUCCGAAGCCCAGGUACACACAAAAGCUGAAGAGGUUGGGUGGCAAGAGCAAGGGCAAGGCGGGCCUCGAGGGUGUCGCCACCAGCCCAGCCAAGGAUCACACGAGAGCCCUGGUUUCACCCCACGCAUCCCACAAGGUGCUUUCCAGAGGAUUCAGCCAGCGGCUCCACGCAGCUGACCACCAGGAGCCUGAGCGAAGAGCCACGGCCGUCCCCAAACCUGUGCCAGCUGCCGCUGGGCCCCUGAAGCUCUCCGCAUCGGACACAAGCCUCCGAACCUUCGCCUCACCACCCCUGACCUCCUCCAAGACUCUCUCUGAGCAGGGCAUGUGUGGUCACUUUCACACGCCCACCCACUCGGACCCCAACAGAGGCUUCCCAGCUGCCCCCAGGUCUCCCAGGUGUGCCUCAGAGGGCAAGGUGCCCCAAGCUGACACCAGGCCAGGCGUGUCCACUGCGAGCAUCAACCACAGUCAGCAGCCUGUGUCCAGCCACCUAGACCAGGCCCUGGAAGCCAUGCAGCCCAGCACGGCCAGCCAUCCCCUGGGAAGCCCCAGCCAGCCAGAAACAGUGGAGAUUUCUUCUGGAAGAAUGCCAAAGAACACAUGUAGAGACAAGCCAGCUGCGAGAGACACCCAGGCAGGGCCCCCAGCCCAGAACGACAGCCAGGACAAGAGUGACACCAGACCCUACCAUCAGGUAGGAGACUUACACCCUACCUCUCCCACACCUCACACCUCCCCGGCGGAACAAGAAACACAACGCUCCCUCAAAACGGCCCCAUCAGCCUCCCCACACGUGCCUGUGAAGAUGGCAGGUUCUUCCGCCCAGGGAAGACCAAGUCAUGCAGCAGGCUCCCCAGGGACAUCCAACAGCAGCCCCGCGGGCGAAUGCCAUCCCUACUUCACACCCAGGCCAGCAACCAGAACCUACUCCAUGCCAGCACAGUUCUCCAGCCACUUUGGACGGGAGGGCUUGGCACCCAGCCCAGGUCGCCGUCCUGGGGACAGUCAGAUCCCUGAGCCCAGGGCAGCCGAAGGCAGAGUGUUCAGCCUCGCUAAUGGACAGGGGCUGUGUGGUGUGAAGCCAUCCCUGCAGGAAGCGGCCAGGAGGCCCCUGGCAGCAGACGAAGGGGAUGCCGGGGGAGGCCACGAGACCAGGUAUCAUUUAGUGACAGACAAAAUCAGAGUCACCAGGAGACAACACUACUAUGAACAGAUCUGGCCCCAGGAAUCUACCUCAUUUUUCUCUGUGAAACAGCGAAUCAAGUCCUUUGAGAACCUAGCCAACUCUGACCGGCCCACAAGCAGGACUGGGGCAUCCCCAUUCUUGUCGGUGAGCUCCAAGCCUCCGAUUGGGAGGCGCUCUUCCGGCAGCAUUGCCCAGGGCAGCGUGGGCCACCCUGGAGACACUGCAGCGGUGAGGUCGCUGAGGCGCAGCCUGAGUUCCUGCAGUGAAAGCCAAAGUGAAGCCAGUGCCCUCCUCGCUCAGAUGACCAAGUCCCCGUCCAGCAUGACACUGACCGCCCCCAGGCCAACCCCGCCGGAGCCUGACAGCAAGGAUGCCAACACAGACCCGAAGCAGUCAGCCAGUCCUGCGGGCAUCCCCACCGCCACUGUGACACCAGCCUCACCCAUCAAGAGGCACCAGUCCUCCGUGCGCCACGGUCAGCCCUCACCGGUGUCCCGCUCGAAGCUGCAGGAACUGAGAGCCCUAAGUAUGCCCGAUCUGGACAAGCUGUGUGGCGAGGGAUACACAGCAGGACCCAGCCCUGUGCUCUUCAAAACCCAACUGGAGAUAGUGCCCAGGAGGGUGCCUGGCACCCCCAUUCAAGGCCACUCUGCCUCAGAGGAACCAGCCGCUCUUUCGAAUCCCUCCAAGGGUGAGAACAGGGCCUGUCCAGGAGGAAGCAGCCCUAUAUCCAGGGAGCCUGAGGCACCUGCUUCAGCCAGUGAUACAGAGGAGACUACCCCGGACCCACCUUCAGGAAAAAGCUGGUCGGUUCAUCUGGAUCAACUUCACGUGUCACCUGGCGACCAGGAGAGAGUACAGGCUGUCCUGUCUUCAGUGGGGUCAAAGUCCACUGUCCUCUCUCUUCUUCAGGAGGUGGAAGCACACUCACAGAAUAAAGAAGACAUUUGCUUCAUAGCUUUGAAUAAAGGCGGCGGCUCAGGUUUAGGAUUCAGUGUGGCAGGAGGCACAGGUGUGGAGCCCAACUCAGUCAUGGUUCACAGGGUGUUUUCUCAGGGGGCAGCUGCUCAGGAAGGGACCAUGAGCCGUGGGGACUUCCUGCUGUCAAUCAACGGCACCUCGCUGGCCGGCCUGGCCCAUGGAGAUGUCUUGAAGAUCCUGCACCAGGCACAGCCCCACAGAGACGCCCUGGUGGUCAUCCGGAAAGGGAAUGAACAGCAGCUCAGGCCCUCCAGUAAGCAGGAGCCUCUCACAGCCAAUGGGAAGGCUUUGUCUUCCAACAAGACACUAUCCCUGGAGCCUGGACCAGGGAGAAGCGGAGCUGCACAUGGUGCCCUGUGCGUUGAAGUGCUAAAGACCUCGGCGGGCCUGGGACUGAGUGUGGACGGAGGAAGGGCGUCUGUCUUUGGCGACGGGCCUCUGGUCAUCAAGAGAGUCUACAAAGGUGGUGCAGCUGAACAAGCUGGGAAAAUAGAAGCUGGAGAUGAAAUUCUGGCUAUUAAUGGGAAACCUCUGGUCGGGCUGAUGCACUUCGAUGCCUGGAAUAUUAUGAAGUCUGUCCCGGAAGGACCUGUGCAGCUAGUCAUCAGAAAGCACAGGAAUUCCUCAUGAAGCUGAAUGAGAAAACCCUUCCCUCGCUCUCGAUUAACCAAAUCAGAAAAAUGAGCAACGAACACUGAAGCAAAGAACACUGGCAUACAUGCGAGGGCUAUAAAAAUAUCUACUUACAUGGGAAGUAUGACCUAAAACAAUGAGGUUCAACUCCUCCUGGUCCCCUCUGCCAGGAAGGUCCAUUUUGUUCCAGUGCCUAUUCCCUACCUUUGUCAGUGGGGACAUAUGCAAUGACACGUCCUUUUUCAUCUGAAACACUUAACUAGGCCUUCACAUCUCUUGCCACAUCUGGAGAAAUUUUUAUCUAUCCUAGUGAUUAGGACCCAAUGUCUCAGGGGUAACACAAUGUCCCAACUAAAAGGACCGUGGUUUCAUAUAAUUUUGUAAGUAAAUGACGUAGUGCUUUUUGGCACAUUGAGUGGAAGGAGGAGACAGAGUUCUAUAUAUAUGUUACCCU